CCGGCCUUGGAGGGAAUCCUGUGUGGUUGAGUUCCUCUGUCUGAGAGAGCGAGAGAGAGAGAGAGAGAGAGAGAGAGAGAGAGAGAGAGAAGCUACUGGAUGCGUAACAUUCUCUCCUCUUCUUCUCUUACAGUGCCGAGAAAAUAUGGCCGAAAACAACACCAAUCUCUUUUUGGAAAUACUCCAGUCAUUUGAUGUUGUCCCCCUGAUCAUAGCCUUUUGUGUGUCCAUUGCGGUGGGUAUCCUAUUGGGGGCGCUGGUCUAUGUAGUCCUGACCUGGAUGUCCCGUCGCAGGGCCGGCUCGGUCAGCAUCACCCGCUGGCCACCUAGCCUGUCCCACACCUCCCCACAUGCCCGCCCAGGCUUCAACCGCAACAGCAGUUACGACCGACGCAGCAACAGCCUGGUCAGCGCUGCCUUCAGCUUCCACCGCCAGGCCUCCUCCCCAGACCAGGCUGACCCUUUGGGUCGCAAGCCCAGUUUCAGGGCUUCCACUUUCCACCCACUCCUCCAGUGCAGCGAGAUCGCCCGGGAAGCUGAGGAGGGGAGCCAGACCACAUUGCCUCGUACCCCAACCCUGACCACUUCAGCUGAGUCAGCCCACCAAACCGCAGCCCAGGCUGCUGCCACCCCGCCCAGGCCUGAGUCGUUAUGGAGCAGUAGUAGUCUGAGGAGGUUCUAUGCCGCACAGACCCCACCUCCUGCUUAUGAGAGCAUUAUAAGAGCCUACCAGGAGACCUGCACGUAAGAAGAGAAUGGAUGGGUCCAAGUGUAUGAGCAGACUGACUGACUCCAGGGUUGUCAAUGGGUGCUACAAUAACUGGAUAUGUUUGACGUUUGAGGUGAAAAUGAAGAGCCUGAUGCUAAUAUACCAUAUGUCCCUGUGUGAGUGUGUGUUCACUUGUGUGUUUGCUUGUGUGUUUGCGUGUGUGUGUGUGUGACAGCUGUGUUUUACUAUGUGUUUGUAAGCAAGAGAGAGAGAGCCUUGCAUCGCAUUUAUUUUCAGAUUAGACAGAGUAUUUGUUGUACAAAUAUGUUGUGUUUCUUAUGAGAUUGAGAACUCAUGUUGAUUUCCAUGAUGAACCAACCCCAAUCCCCCCAUGUAACUUGACCGCUUUCUAUUUGUGAGCUUGGACAUGCUCAAUGAUAUGGAUAGACAAUAAUGUUUGCUUGAAGAAACACAAACCUCUCUACUAUGAUCCAAUGAGGGUUACUGUCCAAAGGAAUCUACUAAAUGUGUACUCAUAUAUGUAUGAUUGUCAUGGAUCUGGUUUAUUAAAUGGUCACUGUUUUGGUUGGCAUUUACUGGACACUGAUCAUAACUUAACACAAUACAAUGAUGAAAUAAAUGGUAAUAAGGUGUGUUCUUUACAUGAAACGUAAUAUCCUCUGUACCAGUCAUUUAUGGAAUCACAUAAAUUGUGCCCUUAUUUGGUGCUACUGCUGUCCAGUGUCCAGUCUAUAGGCUACUCUUUUCUGGUGGGAAAACUGACUCACCUCA
Molecule: messenger RNA, 1501 nt
Organism: Coregonus clupeaformis (lake whitefish)
Lineage: Eukaryota; Metazoa; Chordata; Actinopteri; Salmoniformes; Salmonidae
Product: myc target protein 1 homolog
Exons: 2
Coding region: 146-748 (200 amino acids)
Cellular component (GO): nucleoplasm
Source: RefSeq, a predicted model, not a curated record